GAGCAAUCGAAGUGAAAUAAAAAUCCCCGCACCAGUGCGACUGCAGAACACUCCCCGUCCAUCGUGAUGCUCUCACCGUCCAACCGCAGCGCUGUCCAGCUCCCAGCGAACUCGGCGCACGAAGAUGGACGUGGCGGCGUCAUCGCGCUACCUCCUACUGCGGCUCAGCCUGUGCCCGCAGCGACGCCCAGUGCCCCGCCGAGAUGCCACGCGUGCAAUGCGUGCCUCGGUGUGUGCGCCGUGUUACUGUUCGUGCUGUCGGCGCUGUUCGCCGGCGUGAUGACCUUCCACACAUUCCGGCGGGUCGAGUACGUCGGCAGGCUGCUACGGGACGUGGUCAACGAGACGAGGCGCCUCGAUACGGACGUGGCUGCUGCUGCCGUCGAUGCCAGCUCGUCGCCGCUACCGGCGCCUACGGCUGAACUAGGUCCCACAAGAGCAGCUGCUGAUCACGAGGGCGUAGUUAUUGAUAACGGCACAAGCGCGUAUCUCGGGAGGCUUCGCCAGUGA
Molecule: messenger RNA, 510 nt
Organism: Rhipicephalus microplus (southern cattle tick)
Lineage: Eukaryota; Metazoa; Arthropoda; Arachnida; Ixodida; Ixodidae
Source: RefSeq, a predicted model, not a curated record